This is a messenger RNA of Salvia hispanica, 2565 nucleotides long. RefSeq names its product putative late blight resistance protein homolog R1A-10. Lineage: Eukaryota; Viridiplantae; Streptophyta; Magnoliopsida; Lamiales; Lamiaceae. Gene Ontology annotation, biological process: defense response to other organism. Gene Ontology annotation, molecular function: ADP binding. The record is from RefSeq and is a predicted model, not a curated record.
AUGCAGGAGUUUCUUGAUGCUUAUAUAUCCCCUGUUGCCGGUAGCCAUGAAGCUGAUCCAUUGGAGCGUCGUAUUGCUGAUGCAGUUUAUGCAGCCGAGGAUGUUAUCGAAUCACAAAUUGUGCUUCAAAUCGACAAACGAUCCCCAAUCGUUGAGGGUCAUGACUUCUAUCAAGAUCUGCAGACAGUGAUAGAAGAAAUGAAUUUGAUCAAGAAUGAGGUGGAGAAGAUUGCAGUGGAAGCUCACCUGCAGCAAAAGCCCGUUGCUGCGUUAACGUCUUCAUCCUCUGUGAAGGAAAACGUGAUGGUGGGCUUUGAGGAAGUGUUUCGUGAAGCUUUGGAUAAGCUCACUGGAUAUCAACGCAGCUGCGAAAUCAUCCCUAUCACGGGGAUGGGUGGAAUUGGUAAGACCACUCUUGCCCGAAGUUUAUUUGAGAAUGCUCUUGUUAAGGAGCAUUUUAAAAUUCGUGCUUGGACUACAAUUUCUCAAACUUUUAAUGUUAGAGAAACACUUAGAGAAGUUCUUUUCCAAGCAAGUGGUGAUUCAAGUAGUGAUAUGAGUGAGGAAGAAUUGGGAAAAAAAUUAUACAAGUUUUUAUUUGGUAGGAGGUAUCUCGUAAUAAUGGAUGAUAUGUGGAGUGUAGAGGUGUGGGAGAAGAUAAAAUUUUUCUUUCCUAAUAACGAAAAUGGUAGUCGGAUAAUCGUAACCACUAGAUUGUCAAACUUGAGUUCUUCGUUGAAUGAGUCUUAUAGGGUUAAUAUGCAAUUUCUUGAUAAGGGAAGUAGUUGGAGAUUGUUUUGUAAGAUUGUGUUUGAGAAAGAAAGUUGUCCUCCUGAGUUGGAGAAUAUUGGAAAGAAUAUUGUAGUACAAUGUAAGGGGCUUCCUUUAUCAAUUGUUACAAUAGGAGGUCUUUUGGCAAAAUCUAAGCGCGCGAUAGAAUAUUGGAAGCAUGUAGAGCAAAAUUUAAAUUCAAUUGUUAUCAACAAGAAUGAUGAAUUUUGCUUGAAAAUCUUAAGGAUGAGCUAUAUCUAUCUGCCAAACUAUUUGAAGCCGUGUUUUUUGUAUAUGGGUUUUUUUGAAGAAGAUCGUAGGAUACGUGUGUCAAUGCUCAAGAUGUUAUGGGUUUGUGAAGGGUUUCUAAAACCAAGGAAUGGGAAAAGUUUGGAAAUAAUUGCACAAGAGUAUUUUAAGGAGUUGGUUGAUAGAAAUCUCAUUUUAAUUGAUAGGUUGGGGUUUACUGGAAAUAUUAAGUAUUGUAAAAUUCAUGAUUUGUUGAGAGAUUUGUGUUUGAAAGAAGUUGAAAAGGAAAGAUUUUAUCAUGUCAUAAGAGACGAUCCUCUACACAUAACUUGUGAACGCCGGGUUGUUCUGAAAACAGAAGUGUUGUUAAUAAAUAAAGUCUUGGGAUCUUUAUCACAUGCUCGUUCUAUAAUAUGUGAUUAUGAUGAAAACAGCCAGAGUGAAGUUCGACUGCCUCACAAUCUUAGAUUGUUGAGAACUUUCAAAGCAUAUGAUGAUAGUGAUUAUCGUUCUUUGAUGUACUCAUUCUUUUUGAAUGGUUCUUAUUUCCUAGAUAAUGUGUUUGAAUUGGUGAAUUCACGAUACCUUGCUGUAAGCGUUCAUGUCGAGUCAAAAUUCCCUACUUCAGUUGAUUUGCUUUGGAAUUUGCACACAUUGAUCAUUUGUUGUAGAGAUAUUGUUGUACCAAUUGGAAUUUGGAAACUGCAUCAACUUCAGCAUCUCGAGUUUGCCUCAAGGAACUUGAAUCUCCCGGAUCCUCCUAGUGGUGACAAUGACAUUGUUGUUAUGGAGAAUCUGCAUACCCUCAAAGGAGUGAAGAAUUGGGUUUUGAAUGAGGAGGUGGUCAAAAGAAUUCCCAAUGUGAAGAAAUUGCAUCUAAAAUACAAUGAGGUGAAGCAAAUAGAGGGAGAAAAUUGUGUCAGCUAUCUUCACUGUUUUAGCAAAUUGGAAAGUUUCUUCUGCGAUGGAUUUGGAAGUCAUGAGUAUUUGCAAGGGAUAAGGCUCCCUCACUCUCUCAAGAAAUUGUCUAUUGAUGCCUCUUUUCCUCUGGAGUUGGAAGACAUAAUGCCAAAAAUCGGUUCAUUGCCCCUUCUUAAGAAAUUUGUAUUACGCCAUGGUUUCUUCAAAACAGGUAAGUGGGAAACAAUUGAAGGUCAAUUCACAAGUCUCAAGUUUCUACGGUUGGAGCAUUGUAAAGGUCUAGAAGAUUGGAUUGUGUCACACAGCUCUCACUUUCCACUCCUCCAAAACCUUGUUCUUCAUGGUUUUCGUCAAUUGAAGGAGAUCCCAGCAGAAAUUGGAGAGAUAGCAACUCUGAAGUCUAUUUCAUUGGACAGUUGCAGUGAAUCAGCAGUGAUGUCAACUAAACUCAUAGUAGAGGAACAAGAGGAAUUAUAUGGAGAGACAGACCUUCAUGUUCGUGUUUCGACUACUGAUGAAUCACUGAGGUGCUUUGCAAGUGUCAACUUUGAAGUUCAUGUGUAUCAGUUCAUAAAAUAUCCUCCUCCCAUUUACACAGGAGAAGAUGAUGGAAAUUGCUUAUGA